AUGAUAGAUUUGCGGCAACAGUUCCAGCUGGAGGAACAGCGACUUCAAAGGUUCAAAGAUCUGCUAGACCCUAUAAAGUCUGAUACGUCUGAUCGUGCUCGCUGCCUCCCGAAUACCCGCACGGGGUAUUUGAGAGACAUAGAGGAAUGGUUAUUCUCGCCUCCUAAGGAGAAUAUUCUCUGGCUCAAUGGGAUCGCUGGGUCUGGGAAGAGUACAAUUGCUGCUUCUAUCACAGACCUCUGCGACGACAAAUCCCGUCUUGCUGCAUUCCUUUUCUUUGAACGGGAAAAGAACGAGUACAAGUCUAUCAUCAGGACCAUCGCCUACCAGUUGGCGGCGUUCGAACCAAUCCUCGCAGCAUACAUAGUUCCCGUUGCUGAACAGCUUAAGAAUAUAACAGGAUCAGAGACUCGGCGACAAUUUGAAAAGCUUCUCUUGGAACCUCUCAAAUCUGCCAAAGGUGCUGUCAGAGGGCCAAUAGUCGUCAUUCUCGAUGCGCUAGACGAGUGUGGAACCACUGAGCAGCGCAGGGAGAUCUUGGAGUUACUUAAAGUUGACUUUGCGAAGCUACCACUGGAACUCCGAUUUUUCGUCACAAGCCGACCUGAAAACGACAUCAUGCACUCGCUCUCCUCACAGAAGCAUAUUCUCGAGGUCAGGCUUGAACAUACUGCGAUCGAGAGUCGAAAUGAUGUACUUGCUUACAUUCAGAAUAUGAUGCACAAGGCGAUUAAAGAUCCAAUACCAGACGGGUUCGCAUGGACUGAUGCAAUGACAAUGCUCAGUGAUGCUGCUGACGGGCUAUUCAUCUGGGCGACAACGGCCGUUAUGAUGGUAAUGAAUAGUGAUGAUCCGUUUGAAGAGCUUGAGGGGCUUGUGUCCAAUGUACGUUUACUCAACGGACUUGACAAUCUAUAUGCUACCGUGCUUGAGCAGUCGGGGAUUUCAUGGCAGUCGCCGAAAUCGGUUGAACGAUUCCGUAACAUCCUUGGACUUAUUCUUUUCGGAAAGGAGCCUCUUUCUGGUGAUAAUAUUGACAGUAUUUUGGGCCUUGGAAAAGGGAAGGCGCGUUUAACGCUCCAGAGACUGCGGUCCGUUCUCGCGUACGAGUACGGACAGUCCAUUCGUCUCUAUCACGCAUCGUUCGCAGACUACCUUUUGUCGUACGAGCGUUCCGGUAAUCACCCAUGGUACAUUGAUACCAAUAGUCAGAGGCGUACAAUCACAGUGAGAUGUUUCGACAUUAUGGAGCAGCUGCUACGCUUCAAUGUUUGCGAUCUGGAGACGUCAUUCCUCAAGAACGAUGAUGUCCCUGGAAUCGAGGGCCGCAUUACAACAUAUAUACCGACGCACCUCACCUAUGCAUGCCGUUUCUGGUCCGGGCAUCUUUGCGAUGUGUCGAAUUCUGAAGAUAUGGCAGACAGACUGGAAAAAUACGCGUACAAUCAUCUUCCAUACUGGUUGGAGGUCCUCAGUCUGACGAAACAUUUCACUCGUCUUGCCGGUCGUGCACUCUUGGAUGCUGUCUUAUGGUCUGCUGUAUGUUCGGAUGAAACUGGGAUUUCGUCAUUUCUAUGGGACGCAUACAAGCUGGUCAUCAUCUUUUCGUCACCAAUUGCGCAGAGUGCUCCCCAUAUCUACCUCUCCAUGCUUUCUCUUGCAAAUGAUGAAUCGGUGGUGGCCAAACACUAUUGUCAAACCCAUCCCACUAUUCAUGUGACUCGCUUUGGGACUAAACCGCCGAACCCAUGCAUCAAAGUUUUAAUUAGGAGUGGAUUGUUCGAUUCAUCCGUCACAUUCUCACCUGAUGGGAGAUAUGUCUGUGGCUCUUACGAGCACACUAUUCGGAUUUGGCAUUUAGAAAGCAGCGAAGUUGUCACUGCCCCAUUCCACAGGCACAGUUACCACGUCGGUCCAGUAGCAUUUUCGCCCAAUGGGAAACAUGUUGUCUCUGGUGCUACAGAUGGGUCAGUUAUAAUAUGGGAUGCUGAAAGUGGGAGGAUAGUCACACAUCCAUCUGGGAGUCACAAAAGAGCUGUCUCAUCUGUUGCUUUCUCACUGUGUGGAAAAUAUGUUUUCACUGGAUCUUCUGAUCCUAUUACUCCUAUUCGAAUUUGGGAUGUGGAAAGUGAAGCAGUUGUCCCAAGUCCAAUUGACGUGCAUGGUGAUGGUUUUGCUUUGGUAGCUUUCUCGCCAGAUGGAGAACACAUUGCCACUGUCUCCAACGACUGGACUAUUCGAAUAUGGGACAUAAGAAGCGGGGAGGUGGUUGUUGGGCCGUUUGAAGGACAUAAUGGCUAUGUUCAAUCAUUAGUUUUCUUGCCAAAAGGAGAUUAUAUUGCCUCUGGCUGUCACGACAACACAAUUUGCAUCUGGAAUGCUCAAACUGGGAGAGUUGUUACAGGGCCCUUUAAAGGAUACAAAUUUAUAGGCACCUCAGUCACAGUUGUAUUCUCUUUCAAUGGAAAACGCAUUGUCUCUAACUCAAAGGAUCGGACAAUUCGAAUCUGGGACAUAGAAAGUGGCGAGUGUCUCACAGGCCCAUUUAGAGCAGGGAAUGUCGACUCGGUCGCUUUCUUGCCUGACAGGAAGCGUGUUGCAUCCAGUUCAUCUUCUGAUGGCACAAUUCGGAUUUGGGAUGCCGAGUUUGGAAAGAUUCUCACAGGAUUGUCUGAACAGUGUGAACAAGAAAUUGUCUCAGCUGCCCUGUCGCCUGAUGGAGGGCGUGUUGCUGUUGGCUACAGAGAUGGUAAAAUUUUGAUUUGGGACAGUAAUUAUGGGAAGGUUGUUGCCAGACCGUUUGAACUGUAUGGAGGGAGGAGCAAUUGGAUUACUUUCACUCCUGACAGAAAGCACAUUGUUUCCUGGUCUCGGAACAAGUAUCUUCGGUUUUUGGAUACAGAAAGCAGUGAAGUCUCUGUGGAACCGUUUGAAAUUGUUGCAGGAUUGUAUAGCAACAACAAAGCUAAUUUGGUAGCUUUCUUGCCUGAUGGGGGAUUUUUUGUCUCUGGCUCGACUCAUGGUGAAAACAUAAUGAUUUGGGACACAAAAUAUGGGAAGGCUGUUGCAGGCCCAUACAGGGGGCACAAACGGUCCACCAUGUCAGUUGUUUUCUUGCCUGACAAGAAGCACAUUGCUUCUGUCUCUGGAGAUGGAACACUUCAGGUUUGGAAUAUUAAAAGUUGCAAUGUUGUAGCAAGACAAUUAGAAGGGUACACAGAAAAAGAUGCCUACUCAGCAACUUUCUUGCUAGACAGAAGGCACAUUGCAUUUGGCUUCUCUCGAGCAGUUCGGAUUUGGGAUGUACAAAGUGGGAAGGCUGUCACAGGACUGUUUGAAGUAGAUAAACCAACAGUGGGCUUCCUUAAUUUCUCAGCCAAUGGAGAGCACCUUCUCUGCCGUUCUGUAGCAUAUACUGGAGAUGACAUAAUUUGGGUCUGGAACGCCAAAAGAGGUGAGGACGUCUCAAGUCUCCUAGUUAGAAAAUAUAUGGCUGACAGUUGUAUCCUCUCUAUCAGACUCAAUUAA
Messenger RNA from Fomitiporia mediterranea MF3/22, 3528 nucleotides. RefSeq names its product WD40 repeat-like protein. Bases 1 to 3528 code for a protein of 1175 amino acids. Lineage: Eukaryota; Fungi; Basidiomycota; Agaricomycetes; Hymenochaetales; Hymenochaetaceae. Gene Ontology annotation, molecular function: protein binding. The transcript is spliced from 3 exons. The record is from RefSeq and is a predicted model, not a curated record.